Messenger RNA from Effrenium voratum, 1311 nucleotides. Lineage: Eukaryota; Dinophyceae; Suessiales; Symbiodiniaceae. The record is from the annotation of a GenBank genome assembly.
AUGGACCCGCUCAUGUCGAUCUCUCCCGCGGAGCUGUACAACCACCGGCGAGGGAAUCGGACGUACAGAGGCUACACUAUACCCCUGUCGGUGGGUGACGCUCAGGAGAAGCUGCUUCCAGCGGCCCCGAGCAUCGGAUCGGCCAACCGCGAAGGCCUGAUGGAGAUUUUCUGGUCGCCCUUCACCCUGCUUCUGGUCUUCGUACCGCUGGGCGUGGCGUCCGACGCCUUGGAGUGGGGGGAUGGCUGGACCUUCGUUCUGAACUUCAUCGCCCUGCUGCCUUUGGCGAAGUUGCUGGGCGAUGCCACUGAGGAGCUGGCGGUGGCUUUGAAGAAUGAUGCGGUGGCCGGGAUGCUGAACGCCACCUUUGGCAACGUGGUGGAGAUGAUGAUCACGGUCAACACCCUCCGAGCUCGGAAGAUGCCAGUGGCUGAGCGCACCAAUGUGGUCAAGUGCACACUGCUGGGGUCGAUUCUGUCCAACCUCUUGCUCGUGCUGGGCAUGUCCUUCUGCUUCGGAGGCCUCACCGAGGUGAAGGUGCAAGCAGCGGCUUCAAUUGUAGAAGGGGAGAAAGAGCAGAAGUUCGCCAUGAAAGGCGUGAAUAUGAGCAUGGGUCUGCUGACCUUCUGCUGUAUGUCCUUCGCUCUUCCCACCCUCUUUGCACAAGGAUACCAGGACAACAUGAAGGACCUGCUUGACGUGUCCCACAACGGGGCCUUGCUGGUUGCCUCAGCCUACGUUGCCUUCCUCUUCUUCCAGCUGGUCUCUCACAAGCACACCUUGGACAAAGACGAGGGGAGACUGACGAAGGACCAUGGCACCGAAGAUUCGGAGGAUCGCCCUCCCCUCUCCAUUUGGCUUUCGAUCCUGAUGAUGGUUGUCAUAACAGUGAUCACUGAUAAAAUCUCCGACUACCUCUGCGAAUCGAUCCACGGGGUGACGGGCAGUGUGAACCUGGACUUUUUGGGGACCAUCUUGCUGCCAAUUGCUGGCAACGCCUGUGAGCACCUGGGGGCCGUGAGAUUUGCGAUGGACGACAAGCCCGGAUUGGCCGUUGGCAUUGCCGUCGGCUCCUCGACCCAAGUGGCCCUGUUCGUGGUGCCCUUCGCGGUGAUCGUCGGCUGGAUACUGGACGUGCCCAUGACGCUGGACUUUGGGCUGAUCAACACGGCGGUGAUCUUUUUUUCGGUGCUGCUGGUCACGGUGCUGAUGGCGGAUGGGAGGUCGCACUGGCUGAAGGGCUACUUGCUGAUGCUGGCGUACACCUUCAUUGCGGUACUUUUCUGGAAUUUGCCGCCGAAGAUGAGCUGA